Messenger RNA from Brassica oleracea var. oleracea, 1655 nucleotides. RefSeq names its product protein Brevis radix-like 2. The transcript has 6 exons. The record is from RefSeq and is a predicted model, not a curated record. NCBI's taxonomy places the organism in Eukaryota, Viridiplantae, Streptophyta, Magnoliopsida, Brassicales, Brassicaceae. Bases 446 to 1531 code for a protein of 361 amino acids.
CACCACUUGUGCGUAAACUUUCGCAGUGUCCAGCGAUCUCAAAGUCUCUCUCUCUUUCUCUCACCCUAAACCAUUUUUCGCAUGUUGCUUGUGAAUUCGGAUUCGCAUUUCAGAAAGUGUUCAAAAGAGUGUCUCUUGUUCAAUCUCUCACAGUCAAAAAGGUUCACUCCGCAAAGAACGGAUCCAAGAGAGUUUUUAUUGCAAAACCGUUCGUAACUCUGAUCUACAGAUCCUCUGUCCUAAUCUUACGCUGCCGUAACGGUUUCUCCUCCUUCCCCUACCAACCUUUAUUCAAUGGUAGUGAGUGAUACAUGAGUUUAGAAAAGCAAUCAAAUUUAGCUAGCUGCGACUGCGCGAGUGUGUAUUUGUAGGUUCAAGUGCAGUGGUAGGAGCUACUAUCGCAUAAAGACUUAAUCCUCAGGAAGAGAGAGAGAGAGACAGAGAGAUGCUCACGUGCAUAGCUUGCUCUAAGCAGCUGAACACCAAAAAUGGUGGAUCUAAAGAAGAAGAUGACAGAGUUCUUGGAACACCAAGGCCUAAGCAGACCAUCAAGUCCCUGACGUCACAGAUUAAAGACAUGGCAGUAAAAGCAUCAGGUGCUUACAAAAGGUGCAAACCGUGUUCAGGCUCUUCAAACCGGAACCGUGACUCAGACGCUGCGUCACCUUCUGGGAGGUUCCAUUACGCGUACAAGAGACAAGGAAUAAGCGGAAGCUCAACGCCCAAGAUUCUAGGGAAAGAAAUGGAGUCAAGGCUAAAAGGGCUUUUGAGUGGAGAAGGGACGCCUGAGUCCAUGAGUGGUAGGACAGAGUCCACAGUGUUCAUGGAGGAGGAAGAAGAAGAUGAGGUCAAAGAAUGGGUUGCUCAGGUGGAGCCUGGUGUCCUUAUCACGUUUGUUUCACUGCCUGAGGGUGGGAACGAUCUCAAACGGAUCAGGUUCAGCCGUGAGAUGUUUGAUAAAUGGCAAGCUCAAAAAUGGUGGGGGGAGAAUUUUGAGAAGGUCAUGGAGUUAUACAAUGUGCAGCAACUUAAUCAGCAGAGUGUCCCAGUUCCAGCUCCUUCUAGAUCCAAAGAUGAGAGCUCUAGCAAGAACAGUCCUGCAACUCCACCAUUACAAAAAGAAUGUCCUCGAGGAAAAAGCUCACUGGCUCACCAACCAACCACACAAACACAAAGUCGGCACCACCGUGAUUCAUCUGGUCUUGCAACGACGCCGAAACUCUCUAGCAUAAGUGGGACCAAGACCGAGACAUCAUCGGUUGAUAUGUCCGCAAGAAGUAGUGGUUCAUCAAGGGAAGAAGAAGGAGAAGAGGAUGAUCAAUCAGAGGAGGUUUCUGUGAGUAAUGCAAGUGACAUGGAGUCAGAAUGGGUAGAACAAGACGAAGACGGUGUUUACAUUACGAUCAGAGCUUUACCAGAUGGGACUCGUGAGCUUAGACGUGUUCGCUUCAGCCGAGAGAGGUUUGGAGAAACGAAUGCAAGAUUGUGGUGGGAACAGAACAGAGCUCGGAUACAACAGCAGUACUUGUGAUGAUGCUCUGUGCAAGAAGAAUCUGACACAGCAAAACCAAAACACUUAUUUUUUUAUUUUAUCUUUAAAACUGUUUUUUCUUGUAGAAAGGCUAUACAUUUGAUGGAAUACAACUUUGGUUUGA